UCAAUCCCCAGAAAGGCUUCCUCAUUUUUGUUCCACGCAUCCGCUCUCUCUUCCAUUUCUUCCCUCCAACCCUCCAAAAAACCACACAUGUCUCCCCUAGAUUAUACUCCCGCCCAACUCGAUCAUCACUGAUCACUCGCACUGCUCUGUUUUUCUUGUUAUUUAUCUCAAGCCCAUAAGUGACUUCUCACUUUUUGUCAGUUCGUCUCUUCCCCUGUCUCAGCAGCAGCUGCAAGCCAUGGCUGUGGCAGAGUUAACUGGUACUCCAUCUUUGUAUACUACCAGAACAACCCAUCAUCGUUAUCAAUACUAUUCUUCACAGCUUUCCUACGUUUCCACUCGCCUUUCCAAUUACCGGAGAAUUUCUUUAAGGCCUCAUUACCCCAGAACCAACCAGAAUGCUAGAACACGUUGCUCUGUCAAGGAAGCUCAAGCACCAGUUGCUUUGCAGACUGAAGAUCCCAAGAAGAAACCCGAAUGCUAUGGAGUCUUCUGCCUUACUUACGAUCUCAAGGCUGAAGAUGAGAUAAAAUCUUGGAAGAAACUGGUUAAUGUUGCUGUUUCAGGUGCCGCUGGGAUGAUUUCUAAUCAUCUUCUUUUCAAACUUGCAUCUGGUGAGGUUUUUGGGCCUGAUCAACCUAUUGCAUUAAAACUAUUGGGGUCUGAACGGUCGUUGCAAGCUCUUGAAGGAGUUGCUAUGGAACUUGAAGACUCUUUAUAUCCUCUAUUAAGAGAAGUCAGUAUAGGAAUAGAUCCUUAUGAAGUGUUCCAAGAUGCUGAAUGGGCACUUCUGAUUGGGGCAAAGCCUCGGGGCCCUGGAAUGGAACGGGCGGACUUGCUGGACAUAAAUGGUCAGAUUUUUGCUGAGCAGGGAAAAGCUCUCAAUGCUGUUGCAUCGCGUAACGUCAAAGUGGUAGUAGUGGGAAACCCUUGUAAUACCAAUGCUUUGAUCUGUAUGAAAAAUGCCCCAGACAUUCCAGCAAAAAAUUUUCAUGCCUUGACUAGAUUGGAUGAAAACAGAGCAAAAUGCCAGCUUGCUCUAAAGGCAGGAGUAUUCUAUGACAAAGUCUCAAAUGUAACCAUCUGGGGCAACCACUCAACGACUCAGGUUCCUGACUUUUUAAAUGCUAGAAUUAAUGGUCUACCAGUCAAAGAGGUCAUAAAAGACAUCAAGUGGUUAGAGCAGGAGUUCACUGAGAAGGUUCAAAAGAGAGGUGGUGUCCUUAUUCAGAAGUGGGGGAGAUCUUCAGCUGCAUCAACUGCUGUGUCAGUAGUUGAUGCUAUCAAAUCUCUCAUAACCCCUACUCCUGAGGGUGAUUGGUUCUCUUCUGGAGUGUAUACCAAUGGAAACCCUUAUGGUGUAGCGGAGAAUAUUGUCUUCAGCAUGCCAUGUAGAUCAAAUGGUGAUGGUGAUUAUGAACUUGUGAAGGAUGUGAAUUUUGAUGAUUUUCUUCAUAGCCGAAUUAAGAAGAGUGAAGCUGAGGUGCUUGCAGAGAAGAGAUGUGUGGCGCAUCUUACAGGGGAGGGUAUUGCUGUAUGUGAUUUACCCGGAGAUACAAUGCUUCCUGGAGAAAUGUGAGAUACCGAGCAUAGAGCAUUCCCAAGGAUCUCUCAGGUCGUAGCAUGAAGACUUCCAAAUUGAAUCGAUACGACCUUUGGUCUUCCAUUGUUGUAAUUUACCUAGAACAAGUCACGAUGAAAAUGAAAACGGAGUAGAUAGAUAAGGUAAACUUUCUGAACCUGAGUGUAACUUGAUUAUUAUGUGAUAGAAAAUGGUGCUUGUGCGAAAUAUGUUCUUGUA
Molecule: messenger RNA, 1801 nt
Organism: Coffea eugenioides
Lineage: Eukaryota; Viridiplantae; Streptophyta; Magnoliopsida; Gentianales; Rubiaceae
Product: malate dehydrogenase [NADP], chloroplastic
Exons: 14
Coding region: 239-1579 (446 amino acids)
Biological process (GO): tricarboxylic acid cycle; malate metabolic process; oxaloacetate metabolic process
Molecular function (GO): L-malate dehydrogenase (NADP+) activity; L-malate dehydrogenase (NAD+) activity
Source: RefSeq, a predicted model, not a curated record